Pungitius pungitius (ninespine stickleback) is the source of this 1621-nucleotide messenger RNA. RefSeq names its product transmembrane protein 175 (gene tmem175). Gene Ontology annotation, molecular function: proton channel activity; potassium channel activity. The record is from RefSeq and is a predicted model, not a curated record. NCBI's taxonomy places the organism in Eukaryota, Metazoa, Chordata, Actinopteri, Perciformes, Gasterosteidae. Bases 98 to 1621 code for a protein of 507 amino acids. The transcript is spliced from 11 exons.
GCGGCCGCUUCCGGUUUCCCCGCCCCCACCCCGAGUCACCUGUCGCGGGUUUGUUUGCAAACAGCCCCGAGUCACCCGGCUGCGUGGGUCUUCCACGAUGGGGGACACCGCCGACUGCGAGAUCAUCGAGCACCACGUCGAGGAGGAGAUGGAGAAGGAGGCCGCGAGGAGCCGCGCCGCCUCCCCGCGCCCCGGCAGCGUCGCCGCGGCCGAGCGGGAGGGCGGCACGCAGUCCUCCCACCGGCUGCUGGCCUACAGCGACGCGCUCAUCUCCAUCAUCGCCACCGUCAUGAUUUUACCCGUCGCCCACACGAAGAUGGGCCACGACGAGGAGCUGAGGGAGAGUCUUCAGCUGCUGCUGACCACAAAGAUAGCCGUUUACCUGAUGACGUUCCUCAUCGUGACUGUCGCGUGGGCCGCUCACAUCAGGUUGUUUCAAGUUAUCGUUCGCAUCGAUGAUUGCCUCGCGCUGCUGAACCUCGCCUGCAUGAUGCUGAUCACCUUCCUGCCGUACACGUUCUCCCUGAUGGCGUCCUUCCCCGAGAACGUCCUGGGGAUCUUACUAUUCUGCGGCUGCGUGAUGGUGAUUGGCGUCAUCCAGGCCGUCAUCGUGCUGUACGCCUUCAGCCGCCCCUUCCUGCUGAGCGAGCAGAUCCAGAUCUCGGAGAACCGAACCUUCUACAAGCACCACAUCCUCAAAGUCAUCAUGCGGGUCCCCAUCAUGUGCUUCCUCGCCAGCGUCUUCUCUUUCAUCUUCUUCCAGCUGUCCUACGCGCUGCUGGCCGUGGUCAUCUUCCUGCCGUACAUCUCCCGCUCUCUGAAGUGGUGUCGCAGCAAAGCGUUCGGUGCGGCGCCGGAGAGUCCGGACUCGGCGCCGUUUUACAGCCACCUGACCGACGAGCCGCUCAGCAAGGAGCGCGUGGAGGCCUUCAGCGACGGGGUCUACGCCAUCGUGGCGACGCUUCUCAUCCUGGACAUAUGCGAGGACAACGUGCCCGACCCGGCGGCGGUGCGGGAGCGCUUCGGCGGCAGCCUGACGGCGGCGCUGCGGGCCUACGGGCCCGAGUACCUCGCCUACUUCGGCUCCUUCGCCACCGUGGGCCUCCUGUGGUUCGUGCACCACUCGCUGUUCCUCCACGUCACGCGGACCACGCGCCUCAUGGGCCUGCUCAACACCUUCUCGCUGGCGUUCGUGGGGGGGCUGCCGCUGGCCUACCAGCUGACGCACGCGUUCCCGCCCGACUCGCGCAACGAGCUGGAGGCCGUGCAGGUGAGCUGCGUGAUCAUCUUCUUCGCCGGCGUCUUCCAGCUGGCCAUCUGGGUGGCGGCGCUCCACGGCGAGCGGGAGAGCCUGCACCCGCACGUGAGGUACGGCGGGCGCGAGCACGCCUUCAUGCUGGCCAAGCUGUCGCUGUACCCCUGCGUGGCGCUGGGCACCUUCUUCCUCACCUGCGCCCUGAGCAGGUUCAGCGCCGCCAUCUUCCACCUGAUGGAGAUGGCGGUGCCGCUGGCCUUCCUGCUGCUGAGGCUGCUGGUGCGCGUCGGGCUGGCGCUGCUCCGCCUGCUCUUCUGCCCCGGUGGGCCGGAGCCCAGGGGCGCCGGGGAGGGGGGGGAGGGUUAA